This is a messenger RNA of Paracoccidioides brasiliensis Pb18, 753 nucleotides long. Its product is annotated as 60S ribosomal protein L8-B. Gene Ontology annotation, cellular component: ribonucleoprotein complex. The record is from RefSeq and is a predicted model, not a curated record. Gene Ontology annotation, biological process: ribosome biogenesis. The coding region runs from base 1 to 753 and encodes 250 amino acids. The transcript is spliced from 3 exons.
AUGUCAAUUUCUUCUUCUUUUCCUCUCAGCCAAAGUAAAGUGUCCUCAGAACUAUGUGUUCAAAUCACUGACUCAAAAAAUCUGCAGAACCCUCUUAUCGAGAAGCGCCCCCGCAACUUCGGCAUUGGCCAGGAUAUCCAACCGAAGCGUAACCUUUCGCGCAUGGUGAAAUGGCCUGAAUACGUCCCCCCCGCGAUCGCCCAAUUCCAAAACACUUUGGACCGCAACACCGCCGCCCAAGCCUUCAAGCUUCUGAACAAAUACCGCCCAGAAUCCAAGGCUGAGAAGAAGGAGCGUCUCCUCAAGGAGGCCUCCGCCAUCGAGGCCGGCAAGAAAAAAGAGGACGUCAGCAAGAAGCCAUAUGCUGUGAAGUACGGUCUUAACCACGUUGUCGGCCUCAUUGAGAACAAGAAAGCUUCUCUCGUUCUCAUUCCCAAUGAUGUUGAUCCUAUUGAACUCGUCGUCUUCCUUCCCGCCCUGUGCCGCAAGAUGGGUGUUCCAUAUGCCAUUAUCAAGGGCAAGGCUAGACUCGGAACUGUCGUCCACAAGAAGACUGCCGCCGUCCUUGCUCUGACCGAAGUCCGCUCUGAAGACAAAACUGAGCUCUCUAAGCUUAUCUCCGCCAUCAAGGAGGGAUACAGCGAUAAGUACGAGGAGAGCAAGCGCCACUGGGGUGGAGGUAUCAUGGGUGCCAAGGCCAAUGCAAGACAGACCAAGAGACGCAAGGCUUCCGAGAACGCCAUCAAGCUCUAA